Molecule: messenger RNA, 1649 nt
Organism: Helicoverpa zea (corn earworm)
Lineage: Eukaryota; Metazoa; Arthropoda; Insecta; Lepidoptera; Noctuidae
Gene: Snmp2
Product: sensory neuron membrane protein 2
Exons: 10
Coding region: 107-1603 (498 amino acids)
Cellular component (GO): cytoplasm; membrane
Molecular function (GO): scavenger receptor activity
Source: RefSeq, a predicted model, not a curated record
AUAGUAAUAAUGAACAGUGCCUCGUAGUCGAUGACCGCGGCCUGUAAUUAGCGUCACUUUUUUAAUAAUUUAUCUGAUUUUGUAAGCCUAGUGUAGUUUUGUGAAGAUGUGCGGUAUAAUUGGUGGCGUGUCGACCCUCGUCGUGGGUUCUGUACUAGUGGUCGCUAGCUCAGUGAUAAGCUUCGUGUUUGUGCCUAAUAUCAUCAGGAAUAUUAUUGCAGGCGAGGUAACACUACUAGAUGACACGAUUCAGAUGGAGCGGUUCAAGGAGGUGCCGUUUCCCAUGAACUUCACCGUCAGGGUCUUCAACAUGACCAACCCGGCCCAGGUGUUGACUGGCGGAGUGCCCGUCAUGCAGGAAAUCGGACCCUAUGUGUAUAGACUGUACCAGACUCGUGAAAUUCUGGAGAAAGAUGGUGACGUGGUGGUGUACAAAAUGCACGAACACUUCGAGUUUGACGCCGAUCUGUCGUAUCCGUACCAAGAAGAUGAUUUGGUCACUAUCAUCAACGUCCCGUUUCAUGCUGUAAUCCAAGUAGCAGAAAGUCUAUUCCCAUACCUAAUGUCGUUGCUACAAAUGGCUAUGGACGAGGUGUUCAAAGAAUUUAACACGCCUAUAACUACAAUCAGAGUGAGGGACUUACUGUUUGAUGGUAUCACCAUGUGCAAGAAUCCUACGGGUCUGGGCAUCAUUGCCUGCUCCAUCAUCAGGGAUAUUGCUGACAACGCGCAGAACAUUGAAGAGAAACCUGAUGGGUCUCUUGUGUUCUCGAUCUUAAAUUAUAAACAACAGCUUCCAAGCCAAGAGUACAGAGUACAAAGAGGGUUAAACGACCCCGCAGACUUAGGGAGGAUCCUAAGCUACGCCGGUUCCCCAUUCUUCCCCCAAUGGCUGAACCUCACCACCCGGGAACCGAACGUGUGUAUGGAGGUCAACGGCACGGACGCCGGAAUUUUCGCUCCGUUCGUGGAAACUGAGAGGAGUAUUUACGCUAUAAACACUGAUAUUUGCCGAUCAGUGGAGCUGCGGUACGAGAGAGACUCGGAGUACGAGGGAAUACCGACGGUGAGGUUCGCCGCAAACGAGUGGCUGUUGGAUAAUGAUGACGGAUGCUUCUGUCUGAACGUCACCAGAGGAAUCAACAGGGAUGACGGCUGUCUGCUCCGAGGAGCAAUGGAGUUGUAUACAUGUGUGGGUGCCUUUCUCAUAAUGUCGUACCCACACUUCCUGUUCGCGGACGUCAGGUAUCGAGAUAGCGUGCUUGGGAUGCACCCGAACGAGGAAAACCAUAAGAUUUUCAUUGAAUUAGAACCGAAUACCGGUACUCCGAUCAGGGGUGCAAAGAGAGCGCAGUUCAACAUCUUCUCGCGGCCGGUUAGAAACAUACCCGUCACACAGAACCUACGCACCGCGAUUGUUCCCAUCCUAUGGAUUGAAGAAGCUAUAGAUCUGCCCCACGAGUUCGUAGACGAGCUGACAGAGCGACUGCUGAGCAGCUUACAGCUGGUGGACAUCUUCAUACCAGUCCUCAUAGCGGCGUGCGUCAUGGUGCUGGUGGUGGGCGUCGCGCUCACGGCCAGAGCUAGGCUUUACAGGAAGUGAUGUUAACUAAAAUAACUUAUAGGAAAUAAAACGAUGGUUGUGCUGA